CAAAUUCCAGGGCGAAGUCGGUGUUUGCGUUGAAGCCGCUUCUCCCCGUCGAGCCGUGUUUCCCAGCGUUUCUCCGCCGUCGCUCUGAACCGUUAUGGACGACCAGGGCGUUUCGGUGAACGAGUCCAAAAGGAGAGAUCGCCAGACCGCUGUGAGGUUGGAGAAAAAGGACAGGAAGAGAAGAACCAGGACAGACAGGGAAAAGCAACAGACAGCAGUGAGGAUGUAUGUGAAAGCAAACCUGGUUGAGUUACAACAACUGGUUCAGGAGGGACAGGUCCAACCACCAGCAGGCUGCUGGGAAGAAACCCAAAAUGCCCCACUCACAUCCUGCAGUUUAAAAGGUCCGGGCCGUUACAGUUCGCAGGAUGUUGAAGCUCUGGAGAACUCGGACUCUGGCAUCGGCCUGUGCGGCUGGCUGCUGGUUGGACUCUCCCUCAUGCUGAUGCUGGUCACUCUCCCCAUCUCCAUAUGGAUGUGCAUUAAGAUAGUGAAGGAGUAUGAGCGAGCCAUUAUCUUCCGCCUUGGGCGCAUUCUGAAAGGAGGAGCCAAAGGACCAGGGUUGUUCUUCAUCUUACCGUGCACUGACAACUUCAUCAACGUCGACAUGCGAACCAUCACCUUCGACAUCCCGCCGCAAGAGGUUCUGACUAAAGACUCGGUGACGGUGAGCGUUGACGGCGUGGUGUACUACCGGGUCCAGAACGCCACCCUGGCUGUGGCCAACAUCACCAAUGCGGACGCAGCCACCCGGCUGCUGGCCCAGACCACCCUGAGGAACGUCCUGGGCACCAAGAACCUGGCGGAGAUCCUGUCCGACCGCGAGGAGAUCGCUCACAGCAUGCAGUCGACUCUGGACGACGCCACAGACGACUGGGGGAUCAAGGUGGAGCGCGUGGAGAUCAAGGACGUGAAGCUGCCGGUGCAGCUCCAGAGAGCCAUGGCGGCCGAGGCGGAGGCGAGUCGCGAGGCCAGAGCCAAGGUGAUCGCGGCGGAGGGUGAGAUGAACGCGUCGCGGGCCCUGAAGGAGGCGUCCCUGGUGAUCUCUGAGGCCCCGUCGGCUCUGCAGCUGCGCUACCUGCAGACCCUCAACACCAUCGCCGCCGAGAAGAACUCCACCAUCAUCUUCCCGCUGCCGAUGGACAUGAUGCAGAGCCUGAUGAAACGCUGAGGAAGAACGCCGCCCUCACACACACACACACACACACACUCCCAGUCGGUCCUGGCGUUGUGACAUGACUGUUUCCCCAGAUUCGCUGUCUGAUCUCUCCUGCCAACAUCAUCAGUAACUCUCUGAAGAAUCUGAAUUAAUGCGAGUAACAACAACAUUUAAUGUCCCUUUGGGAUCAAUAAAAUGUUUUUGAAUUUGGAUUUCCAAAGCCGCCAUGACAGUGGCGUUGGCUGCGGGUCACACAACUAUUAAAUCCAGUAUUUUAACUUUAGCAGGUCAAAACCAGAGUUCCCAGUAGAGAAAGUGCCACGUUAACUGGUGUUGAAAAACAAACUUUUGAUUCGUCGCUUUCAGUGCCUUGCCAAACUGUUCACUCCUCCUCUUCCUCAUCUGUUCCUCGCAUCCACAAACCCUUUGUUACGAUUUCAUUAAACACUGUAAAAACACAAAAUGUUACCAAGUAUUUUUGAUUUAGUUUCUACAGUAAAUGUAGGACAAAACCAACUUUCAAGUAACUUUUAAGCAAGAAAUGGGAGUUUGUUUUAAGUAAACAAUUUCUCAAUAUUGAUAAAAAUUUGUCCAAUUCCAUUAGCAGAUUAUUUUACUUACAAGAUUUUAUUCUUGUAAGAGAGCCAAGGUGAGGUAGAACUGGUAGAACUUCUACUUCUACCAGUGGAAGUAGAAGUUUUUAAUCAAUAUUGAGGAAUUAUUGACUUAGAACAAGCUCAUAUUUCUGACUAAUUUGUAAGUUAGUUUUGUCUUAUUUCAAGAGUAUUUGAAAUAGAACCUAAAAUACUUGGUCUGAUUUUGAGUUUUUGCAGUGUACGCUGGCGUUUAAUCAUGAAGCGGAAGACAACUGGAAGGUCUGAAAAGUGUGGCAUGCAUCUUUCUUCACCCUCACCCAGGGUUGUCUAGCUUCAUCCAGUAACUGAACAUCUGUAGAAAAUGACCCCACAGCAUGAUGCUGCCACCGCCGUCUGUUUACAGAUCACUUCAGAAGCCAACUGACUCCUGGAGGACGUAACGAACGGAUUUGGAAAAUGGAUUCAAUUUAGGGGAGAAUACAGAUGAAUGCCACACUUUUCAGAUCUUUCGCCCUUCCUGUGUAAUAGUUUAAGUAUAAAUAAACAACAUGGAGGAUGGGCAGCAGUUCUCCAUGUUGAACUGCAUUUAUAUUCCAUAAAUUAGCUAAUUAUUAUCCAUUUAUACAAUGAAACGUUUCCAGUAUGCAGGCUGGAUUCGGACGCUUGUUCAUAGAUACUAAGAGCUUUCGAUCAACCCAGAGUACCUGAAGUAUUUAUACUCGCUGAUAGAUUAAACCCAGAGUAUAACAGUUCAUACAUCAGUGGUGCCUUUCAUUUGAUCUAACCUUCAGUUUUCUUACUUUUUACAAAAUCAGGGGCUACAAACCUUUCAGCCAGAAGCCUUAAGUCACUGCCGACCUCUCACCUGUUUUUUAUUCUCCUUCUGUCUGCUGGGGAGAAUUUAUUUAUAUUUUUAACAAACCAAGCACCCGUUUACCUUUCAUAUUAACCUGUGACGUAUAACAUGCAUCCCUGUUUGCUCGACUGUUUGUGGUUUAUGCAUCCCGUAGGUUUAGCUCUUAUUUAAUACACAGAUCAGCCAUUACAUUAUGACCGCCUUCCUGAAGUAGCAGCCUCCGUUUUUCACCAGGAUGCUUUAGUGGAUUGACAAAACAUCGAUCUGAACUGAAGUGGUUUUCCUUUCAUUUGGUGUGAAUCCUGGGGGGAGUUGGGCCACGCCCACCAAAUGUUGGUGGAUUAGAAUCGAUCAUAGCAAGUUUGGUGCCAAACAUGACAACGGCGUCAUGUCUGACUUCGCCUUCCUGCCAUGGCAACGCCCUCCAGCAAAAACUAUUAGAACUUUAAAUCCAGCGAGAGCAAUUUUUAAUCUGUCCUCUGACACAAGAUCAUGUUGAGUAAACCAAGAGGGUCAGAGAUUAAGCUUUUCCAGAAAAACAGUGGCUUCCUGUUGUGAGGGGGCGGGACUUAGAUGAUGGAGCUUUUGGCCACAUCGGAUUUUUGGGCAACUGAGACGGAUCUUUCUUACAACUUCGGUGUAAUGGAGUCUGUGUGAAAGUUCAGUAUGUUUGGCGAGAAGACCAACUUUGAGGCUUGGCUGUGCCCCUCUGACGCUCACAAAAAACCAAACUAUUGAUAACUUUAAUCCCCAAAACCUUCAGAACAAAUUGACCAAGUUGGAAGCCAAUACCUCCAAAUCCCUAGGAGGUCAUUCAAGUUUAUCAUGUUUUAGCAUGGAAAGUUAGAAAUGACCCUUUGAUCCAAAAUGUCCAACUUCCUGUUUGAUUUAGGGCAUUUUGGAUGGUUCUACCAAGUCUCAUCUCUCUGUGGUUUUUACCAGUUGGCCAAUCUAAGGUUAGUGAGCACCAUAGAGUCGUUUGGCCACGCCCAUUUUAAAUCAUUUUAAAUUCCAUUAAAGUACUGCAAUUUCAGUCAGCAACAAAUUUGGGUGACAUUUAAGAUUUCUUAAAUAUUUAGACCUUUAAAUGAGCUCUUCUUUUGUGUCAUAAUAAGAAAAAUGAAUUACAUCAGGUCUUCCCAGCACUUUCAAAAAUGUAGUUUUUUUCACUUUCAACUGUCACUGGUCAUAAUGUUCUGCCUGAUCAGUGUGCUGUUGUAGCACUGUGAAAAGUAUCUGUUACGUUUUACUGCUGCAUGUUGUUACUGUUGACAACUGGAUGAUUGUUUCUUUUUCACUGAGUCAAGAAGAAGGAAAGCCUUCAACCUGAGCUCUUCUGCUCCCUGCUGGUCAACCUCCGCACUGUUUUCUGUGAUUGUCGACUUUCAGUUUAUAUUUUUAGGCUUGUGUAUCAGAAUUUACAUGUUUACUGUUUUUAAAAAAUACAUAAAUUAAAAGGAUUUGCCAAAAAGACUUUAUACAAUACCAGAUUUGAAGUUGUGUUCCAGGUUUAUGUUUGCAUUUUAUUUUUUUACCUUCAUGUUUGCUAUAAUUUUAAAUAUAAAACAUAUACAUGACUACUUUAAAUAAAGAUGUGAUCAACAGA
This is a messenger RNA of Poeciliopsis prolifica (blackstripe livebearer), 4217 nucleotides long. RefSeq names its product stomatin (gene stom). The record is from RefSeq and is a predicted model, not a curated record. Bases 95 to 1171 code for a protein of 358 amino acids. The transcript has 11 exons. Gene Ontology annotation, cellular component: plasma membrane. Lineage: Eukaryota; Metazoa; Chordata; Actinopteri; Cyprinodontiformes; Poeciliidae.